Messenger RNA from Nicrophorus vespilloides, 2862 nucleotides. It is a transcript of the gene Rpn1, whose product is annotated as 26S proteasome non-ATPase regulatory subunit 2. The transcript is spliced from 6 exons. Gene Ontology annotation, molecular function: enzyme regulator activity. The record is from RefSeq and is a predicted model, not a curated record. Gene Ontology annotation, biological process: regulation of protein catabolic process; proteasome-mediated ubiquitin-dependent protein catabolic process. NCBI's taxonomy places the organism in Eukaryota, Metazoa, Arthropoda, Insecta, Coleoptera, Silphidae. Bases 124 to 2781 code for a protein of 885 amino acids. Gene Ontology annotation, cellular component: proteasome storage granule; proteasome complex; nucleus.
UGCUUCGAUCGGUUUUGACAACAUGACGAUGCUUUUCCAUGUUUAUUCUAGCCGUUAAGUUGGUAGAGUGCCGCAGAACUAUCAAAUCAUCCUGACUACCAGUUUAUCAUAAAGAAGCCGAAAAUGGGAGACGGAGACAAAGCCGCAAUUAAAACUGACACAGUGGUAGAAGAUGAAAAAGCAGAUCUGUCCGAAGAAGAUAAAUUGCUACAGGAGGAGCUCAACUUAUGUGUUGAAAGAUUGCAAGAAAAUGAUGAACUUCAGUAUGUCCCAGCUCUUAAAACUCUUGGCAACCAAAUUAGAGCCUCCACCACAUCAAUGACUUCAGUGCCAAAGCCACUGAAGUUCAUGAGACCUCACUAUGGCACCAUGAAGCAAAUCUAUGAUAAGCUCACCAAUGACACCAUAAAAAUAGAAGCUGCUGAUGUCAUAUCUGUGCUAGCAAUGACCAUGGGAGAGGGUGUCAGGGAGUGCUUAAAGUACAGACUCCUUUCCAAUUUGAAUAGCAUAGGUGAGUGGGGCCAUGAAUAUGUCAGGCAUUUGGCUGGUGAGAUUGCUCAGGAAUGGGGAGACAUAAAUGGUGAUACAGAGAAUGAAGCCGAUUUGAAGGAUAAACUCAUCCGCUUGGCUAAACAGAUUGUUCCAUAUAAUAUGAGCCACAAUGCUGAGGCAGAAGCAUGUGAUCUGCUCAUGGAAAUUGAAAGAUUAGAUUUAUUGCAACAAUUUGUUGAUGAAAAUAUUUACAACAGAGUUUGCUUGUACUUGACAAGCUGUGUUCCUUAUGUAGCCGAUCCUGAGAACACGACAUUGCUUAAAACUGCUUUGAUGUUAUUCAGAAAGUUCGAACAAUACCCACAAGCGCUUCGUUUAGCUAUGCAGCUAAAUGAUCAUCAAUUGAUUGAAGAGAUCUUCACAUCUUGCUCAGACACUACUAUGCAAAAGCAAUUGGCGUUUAUGCUGGGUCGCCAGCAAAUUUUCAUCGAUAUUAAUGAAAGUACCCCGGAAUAUGACGAUUUAAUUGAAAUCAUGGCUAACUGUCAUCUGAACAAUCAUUUCCUUAACUUGGCCAGAGAGUUAGACAUCAUGGAACCGAAAACUCCAGAGGAUGUGUACAAAUCACAUUUGGAAAAUACUAGACCGCAGUUUGGUGGAGGUCAAGUGGAUUCUGCGAGACAAAAUUUAGCUGCCAGUUUCGUGAACGGUUUUGUAAAUGCAGCCUUUGGUCAAGAUAAACUGUUGAUGGAAGAUGGAAAUAAGUGGUUGUUCAAAAACAAGGAACACGGAAUGCUGAGUGCUACUGCUUCUCUAGGAUUGGUUUUGCUUUGGGAUGUAGAUGGUGGUCUAACUCCUAUUGAUAAAUAUCUUUAUUCAUCUGAAGAUCAUAUUAAAUCGGGUGCACUCUUAGCAUGUGGAAUUGUUAAUUGCGGCGUUCGGAAUGAAUGCGAUCCAGCUUUAGCCUUAUUGUCUGAUUACGUAUUGCACAACACGAACAUUAUGCGUUUGGGAGCAAUCGUUGGAUUAGGCUUAGCUUACGUUGGAUCCAAUAGAGAGGCCGUGUUAAGCCUGCUUACUCCAGUUUUUACUGAUGCCAAAUCUAAUAUGGAAGUAGUUGGUAUGGCUGGUCUAGCUUGUGGCAUGAUCGCCGUUGGUUCUGGUAAUCCUGAAGUUACUAGUACCAUCAUUCAAACACUUUUAGAACGUCCCGAGUCCGAUUUAAAGGACACGUAUGCGAGGUUCUUACCAUUGGGUUUGGGUCUUUGCUAUCUUGGUAGGCAAGAAGAGGUUGAGGCUGUAGUAGCCACGUUAGAAGUUAUUCCAGAACCUUUCAAAUCAAUGGCUAUUACUAUGGUAGAAGUUUGCGCAUAUGCUGGAACUGGCAAUGUACUUAAAAUACAGCAGCUCCUUCAUAUAUGCUCAGAACAUUACGAACCAGAGAAGGAUGACAAAGGAAAAGAUAAGAAUAAGGAUAAAGAUGAGAACUACAAGGACCUGUCAUCCAAACAGGCCAUCGCUGUAUUGGGUAUUGCUUUGAUUUCAAUGGGAGAAGAUAUUGGCGGCGAGAUGGCUUUCCGCACAUUCGGACAUCUGUUAAGAUAUUGCGAACCCGUGAUCCGUCGCGCCGUACCCUUAGCUUUAGGAUUAAUAUCAGUUUCCAACCCGAAGCUGGGAAUUCUUGAUACGUUAAGUAAAUUCUCUCACGACAGUGACUCUGAGGUUGCACAUAAUGCCAUCUUCGCAAUGGGACUUGUCGGUGCAGGAACGAACAACGCCAGGUUAGCUGCUAUGCUCAGGCAAUUGGCUCAGUUCCAUGCUAAGGAUCCGAACAACUUAUUCAUGGUCAGAAUUGCACAGGGCUUGACUCAUUUAGGCAAAGGAACACUUUCUUUGAGCCCUUACCACAGUGACAGGCAGUUGCUUAGCCCAGUUGCCGUCGCCGGUUUGAUGGCUACGCUUGUUGGAUUUCUGGACGUGAAGAACAUCAUUUUGGGCAGGUCCCAUUAUUUAUUGUACACGUUGGCUGCAGCGAUGCAACCCCGUAUGUUGGUCACAUUUGACGAGGAGUUGAACCCACUCGCUGUACCUGUGAGAGUUGGUUUGGCCGUCGAUGUAGUAGGACAGGCUGGAAAACCUAAAACCAUCACCGGGUUUCAGACGCAUACCACGCCCGUAUUGUUGGCAUUCGGAGAAAGGGCUGAACUAGCUACCGAAGAGUACAACAGCCUCACGCCCAUCAUGGAGGGCUUCGUAAUCCUCAGGAAGAAUCCCGAGUUUAAUCCCUAGUUUUGUUCCGUUCUAACUAAAGAAACAAUAUUUUCUUUUCUUUUUGUAUCUGAUAAGUAAAAUAUAACAACGUAUUUAUAA